Messenger RNA from Acomys russatus (golden spiny mouse), 437 nucleotides. It is a transcript of the gene Akap19, whose product is annotated as chromosome 12 C2orf88 homolog. Gene Ontology annotation, molecular function: protein kinase A regulatory subunit binding. The transcript has a single exon. Bases 21 to 329 code for a protein of 102 amino acids. The record is from RefSeq and is a predicted model, not a curated record. Lineage: Eukaryota; Metazoa; Chordata; Mammalia; Rodentia; Muridae.
UUCUGCCACAGCCAUACAUCAUGGGCUGCAUGAAGUCAAAGCAAACGUUCCCAUUUCCUACCACGUUAGACGUUGACAGGCUAUAUGAAAGCGAAGAAGCCUUUGUGCAAGACGACAGCUGUCAAUAUACAGUCCCUUCUCCAAGGCAACCUCAAGUCCAGGAGGAAGUGAAACCGCCCCCAGGACCCAGUACUGUGGUCCUUGAAUUUGCAGAACGUCUGUCCAAGGAAAUUGUGCAGGAUGCCUUGCAGCAGUGGGCAUGUGAAAACAUCAAGUACUACGACAUUCCAUUCAUCGAGAGCGAGGGUUCUGACACCGCCAUUGGGUGAUGACACUUUGCUGUGCUCUGGGUGUAGUCGGUGCUAGUUUAAAAUACAUGAAAUAAGUUUUAAAACUCCAAAUGGAUGUAAAACCAUGUCUGUGAUAUUAUUAUUAGU